CUUUCCCUCUCACGGCGCAGCUUCUGCUCUCCACCGCAUUUUGCAUGAAAGUGGCAUCUGUGAGGAUUACCCAGCUCCGGGGUCCAAUUUAAAAUAAAAAAAAAACAAGGAUACUGUCGCUCGGGUGCUAAUUCUGACUCGAGGUGAAGACAUGGGCUCCGUUUCGAACCAGGAAUUCCCAGGAGUUUGUAAGACCGAGGAAGAUGAGGGACCGAGCACCGAGGAAGACUCGCAAUCCUUCCACGGCGUCGGCGUGUGCAAGUGGUUCAACGUCCGCAUGGGCUUCGGGUUCCUUUCCAUGACCGCCCGGGAGGGAGAGCCACUGGAGGAGCCGGUCGAUGUCUUCGUCCAUCAGAGCAAGUUGCACAUGGAAGGCUUCCGCAGCCUGAAGGAGGGCGAGGACGUCGAGUUUACCUUCAAGAAGUCAUCCAAGGGCCUAGAGUCUCAGCAAGUCACGGGACCAGAAGGUAUCCACUGUGUGGGCAGCGAGCGGAGACCCAAAGGCAAGAAGCUCCAGAAGAGACGUUCAAAGGGAGACAGGUGCUACAACUGUGGAGGCCUUGACCACCAUGCCAAAGAGUGCAAGCUGCCACCGCAGCCCAAGAAGUGCCAUUUCUGCCAGAGCAUCGACCACAUGGUUGCCAACUGCCCAAUCAAAGCACAACAGUCCUCGCCGGGCUCUCAGGGAAAACCGUCCUCCUUGAAAGGAGACGAGGAGGAGCACAGCCACUCGGCACUGCCUCCGGAGACCUCAGAUUAAAGGGAUGGAAUCGGGCACCACUGACACCGGGGAAGCACAGAGGCCAAUCAAACUGCUUUGAUGGAGGGACGGGGAAUCAAACGAACCCCUCUCCACCUGUCGAGGCUGCUUUUGGAACUACCUCAGGUUUAAAAAAAAUACUCAUGGAAAAUGUUGCUGAAGUUUUUUGAUUUGUUUUUUGAUUUCAUUUGGUGUAACGCUCAGGAAUACUGCUGUAUUAUUGCACUCAGGACGCUUUCUAAAUGUAUGAAUCACUGCUGUAUUUUUGUUUGUUUUUUUAGGGCUUUGAGAUUGUAGUGAGUAAUGCCAUAUAACAGACUAUCUUACUGAGUUUUUGUAGAACCUUCAUUGUUUUAUGUGAUAUUGUGCCUCUCCUGUGGGCAUUAUACCUCCUUGUUUUUUGCGUAAUACUCAGUCAGUGUGUUAGCUAUGGAGCUACACUUUUGCUGCCUUACCCUUUAGUCUUCUUCCUGACUGUUACACCUCACUAUCCGACAAGGCAGAGACAUGACAGAUGGUACCUCUGUAAUGAAUGUUAGCUUGCAUAUCGCAUGGGAAACGGGGAGGGUUUGUGAAAACAUAUGGGAUGGGUUUUAGGGUUUAGCUACAGGCAAUGUAUUGGCAUCUGCCAAUAUUGUAGUUGACCUUCCAGUUUUGCUGGGGCCAAAUGAAUGUCGGACCAGAAGGGGUUUUCAGCUCCUGGUCACCUUUUGUUUUGUCUUUUCAUUAUUUUAAUCCAGCGUUCUGCUGGCUGUCUAAAAGGUGCACUGUCUACCUCAUGGACACAUAUUUGGUCUGCUACUAAAAGUGUUCUCCUAGCCUCUGCUGGCAAACCAAAUAUCCUCAGUACACAGCUUUGGAUGUUUGAGAUGUGAAUUGGAAUUAAAUCAUAUCCUUUUGCACUACAGUAUUUACACAGGAUUGUCAUUGGUUGUGAUAUAUCAUUUUUUGAGUGAUUUAGAACUUCCUGAAAAUCUUGCUCUUGCGGAAAUCCAGUGGUCGGACAGCUCAGCUUUCUGACAUGUUCUGAACUCAGAAUAUUCUCUGCAAAUGUCUGAGACAAAAAGAAAGUCGGGAGAAAGUCCAGACCCAAGUAUAGCGAACUUUAUCACGUAGUUCCACUGCUCAGUUGUCAAACACGGACAUCCAACCCUGACGUUGGAAAGGUGUGCAGAUACGGGUGUUUUUCGACAAUCCAACAGGCCCUUUGGACGGAGUAUUCUGACCACUUAAAAGUGUGGGUAGGUGUUGUCUGUUUUCCUGGGGAGCGUGAUGUUGUGUGGUGCUAUAGCUCCAUGCUACAUUGUAGGAAAACAUGUUAUCGACACUAUUUUGUUGAGCAAGCAAGAUUAUUAGACUGGGUCUAGUUGAAGUUCCAACCAGAGAAGGCAAAUGCUGCUUUUCAAUCUGGUGUUAAAUGGCUCUUCAACCUUUCAGGGAGCUGGAAGCAUUACGAUGAUGAACUUUCCACAAAUAGUAUAUUCUGAUUUAAUUGCUGCUGUGUUAAGGGCUGCUGAUUUAUUACCCAAACUUGGAUUUGUUAGAAUUCCAACUGUGAUACGAAAAUCUAUACAUGUACAACAUAACUUCUACUAAGAUACCUGACCUGGACUGAGUAAGUGAGAUGUCGAACUAGCUCUCCUCUUGAUACUUGAAUAAAAUGAGGCAGAAUCCGACAUGACGUUGCCAGUGGGAUGGCUGGUGUUUUUGUUUAUAUCCAAUGUGUUCCAUUUCUAGGUAGUUAUUUAAGACCAUACCUCCCUAUGACCCUUAGUAGGGUGAUAGUUCAGGAACACCGAGCCUGCGCGGAGGAGCAUGUAGAGAUAGCUAGCUAAUCAGCGUUUUACUCCAAUUUUACAGGAGAAGCUGAAGAGACUUUUACACCCAAUUAAUAUAUAUGU
Platichthys flesus (European flounder) is the source of this 2661-nucleotide messenger RNA. It is a transcript of the gene lin28aa, whose product is annotated as lin-28 homolog Aa. Gene Ontology annotation, molecular function: zinc ion binding; nucleic acid binding. The transcript has 4 exons. NCBI's taxonomy places the organism in Eukaryota, Metazoa, Chordata, Actinopteri, Pleuronectiformes, Pleuronectidae. Bases 152 to 760 code for a protein of 202 amino acids. The record is from RefSeq and is a predicted model, not a curated record.